Drosophila sechellia is the source of this 2289-nucleotide messenger RNA. Its product is annotated as major facilitator superfamily domain-containing protein 1. The coding region runs from base 385 to 1842 and encodes 485 amino acids. Gene Ontology annotation, biological process: transmembrane transport. Gene Ontology annotation, cellular component: lysosome. The record is from RefSeq and is a predicted model, not a curated record. Lineage: Eukaryota; Metazoa; Arthropoda; Insecta; Diptera; Drosophilidae. The transcript is spliced from 6 exons. Gene Ontology annotation, molecular function: transmembrane transporter activity.
CAUUCCUACAGCUACAGGUAGGGAAACCAGGUAAUAACGACCAUUCUUCUCCCGACAGGGGACAGAAACAAACCAUUAACCGAAACACCCCCAUUCCAACCUUUCCAAUUUCCAUCAUCUCUGUGCGCGGGAAUAAUCAAUACUGCACACAUACUGAGGCAACAGCAGCAACAAGAACAACAGGGCAUUAUGGUGUGGUCUAGUGAUAAGCAGCAACAGUAGGGCCACAGCUCGCCCCCAUCCCCCCGCCUACCGCCCACCGCCCACCACCGGUCGACGAACAGGAAUUCCGGAAAAGAGGAGCAGCCACAAAUAGCAAUUACCAUCGCACAACUAAAAUUUCCCGUCACUCCUCCAUCAUUCUGACAACGAAAAGUGACAAUUAUGUCACGCGAGGAGCGCAAACCCAUCGUUAGCUCGUCGAGCAGCAGCACCUGCAGCAGCGGCGAUGACGAAGUGCAUCCUGUGGUGCGGCGGCGCAGCACCCGGGACACGGAGCUAGCCGGCCACCAGAAGGAUGCCGGAUGCUGUGAUCCGACGAGCACGCCACAUCGAUUCCUGGCCCUGCUCUUUAUGUGCCUCUUGGGUUUUGGUUCCUAUUUUUGCUACGAUAAUCCCGGCGCAUUGCAGGACGUUUUCCAAAAGGAACUUCAACUCAGCUCCACCGAGUUCACGCUAAUUUACUCCAUCUACUCGUGGCCAAAUAUUGUGCUCUGCUUUGUGGGCGGCUUCCUCAUCGACCGGGUGUUUGGCAUCCGCUUGGGCACCAUUAUCUACAUGCUGAUCGUGCUCGUUGGCCAGCUGAUCUUCGCCACCGGCGGAGUCCUGGGCCACUUCUGGUUGAUGAUCGUGGGACGCUUUGUGUUCGGCAUCGGGGCUGAGUCGCUGGCUGUGGCCCAAAACAGCUAUGCGGUGCUAUGGUUCAAGGGCAAGGAGAUUAACAUGGUCUUUGGACUGCAGUUGUCGGUGGCCCGUUUCGGCAGCACCGUCAACUUUUGGAUUAUGCAACCACUAUAUGGCUACGUUUCGAAAUCCUACUCCGGCUACAAGGGUCUGGGCGUGGCUCUGUUUCUGGCCUCCUCUACGUGCGUCAUGUCCCUGGUUUGCACCUUGAUUCUAGGUUGGAUGGACAAGCGCGCGGAGAGAAUCCUUAAGCGAAAUAACAAUCCUGGUGGAGAACUGGCCAAACUAAGCGAUAUAGUGACCUUCAAGCUGGACUUCUGGAUGGUGUCCGUGGUCUGUGUGGCCUACUACGUUGCCAUCUUUCCCUUCGUGGCUCUCGGACAGGCCUUUUUCAUCAGCAAUUUCCACAUGACGCCGGAUGAGGCGAACACAGUGAACUCGAUUGUCUACCUGAUCUCUGCUAUAGCAUCGCCGCUGUUUGGAUUUGUGAUUGACAAGGUCGGAAGGAAUGUGACCUGGGUGUUUUGUGCCACCAUCUCUACGCUGCUAGCCCACUUCCUGCUGACCUUCACCCACUUGGAUCCGUACAUCGGGAUGAGCAUUAUGGGACUGUCCUAUUCCAUGUUGGCUGCCAGCCUGUGGCCUCUGGUUUCCUUGAUUGUGCCCGAAUAUCAACUGGGCACGGCAUAUGGCUUCUGUCAGUCUGUGCAGAAUCUGGGACUAGCGGUGGUGACCAUUGCAGCGGGCAUUAUUGUGGACAGCAGCGGCGGCAGUCACUUCUGGCUGCAGGUUUUCUUCAUGUCCUUCCUGCUGGUCUCCCUGCUGGCCACUUGUGCGAUUUGGGCCUACAACCGCAAGCACCAGGGCAACUUGAACAUGUCACCUGCCCAGCGGGCCACAUACCACACCUCGAUGUACGUGAAUAUUGAGUCGAGUUGAGCAUGCUAUUGAUGUCUUGCUGUUUUGAUGUUGCGUUCUAAUCCCCUAUCCGAUGAUGACACACCUCCACAUCAGCCCCUGACUAACUAACGUUCUCUUUCUAAAUGUAUUUGCUUUGUGUACAUGCCAAAAGCGCGAUGCAGUGCCCCCACGUGAACAUGCGGCCUUUAUUGGGCAACUAUGUGCAAUAGAUCGAUUCUGUUUGUUACUAACCAAUAACCAAUUGCGAUGCUAAUGCCCAUCCCCCUACACUUGACUUGUUAUGCAACUCGGAGCACAUUCUGCUAGCCGCACAAUCGACGUGGUCAUUCGAUCUGUUUUACUCCUCCUAGCCAACGUUCUAUAAUGAUACAUAUCAAACCUUAAACUAUUGUUAUAUUUAUGUUCCGUUGUGUGUGAUAAAUAAAUUUAUGUAAAUGUACAUUAAUUAAAUUAAAUAACCAAAGA